This is a messenger RNA of Erythranthe guttata (spotted monkey flower), 1197 nucleotides long. The record is from RefSeq and is a predicted model, not a curated record. NCBI's taxonomy places the organism in Eukaryota, Viridiplantae, Streptophyta, Magnoliopsida, Lamiales, Phrymaceae.
UAAUGUCAUUAUUGUGAUGUGUAAAACAUCUCUUUCUCUCUCUCCAGGAAUCGAGGAUUAAAUUCAGGGAUUGCUCGAAUUCGCUCUGUGAAAUCGGAUACAUCAAUAUGUUACUCCGAAAACUAUAAUACCGAAAUUGUGGAAUCUCAUAGAAACCUGUUAGAUGCAUCGGUGUGUUCAACGAGAUCUUUCAAUGCAUCACCAAGCUCUUCAAACUCGUAUAUGAAUGUACGCACUCUUUUUUCAAAAGCCGGUGCAAAGAGCAGAGUCGAGCAAGAUGAUGAUUUGGAGGAUGCUUUUUCCGAACUCGAAGCUCCACUUGGUGCAGUCCGAAAAGCUGCUUCUGCAGAUGACGUAGAUGAUUCAAUGUCUGAAUCAGAUCUGUACGAGGGUGAGAGUGUCACUACUGAGGGUGAUGCUGAAAAGAAAAGUUUUCCCAAAACUAAUCCUCAUUCAGCAUUCACAAAGGCUGUACUGGGUGCUCCGAUUGUAUCGGUUUCUUUUGCAUGGAUGUCGGAGUGGUUGGAGCAGACAAAGCUCCUUGAGUUUAACGAGAGUAAUUACGCCUCUCGUGUUGAUUUAAUCGUCAAAGUCCAUGGUAUACCCAAGGCAGAAGAGUACAUUAAGCGAAUCCCCGAAUCUUUUAGAGGUGAAAUUGUCUACCGUACCCUACUGGCAAACUGCGUCUCUACAGGCAAUGUGAAGAAAUCCGAAGAUCUCUUCAACAAAAUGAAGAGCUUAUUCCCUGUUACAUGCUUUUCUUGCAAUCAGUUGUUACUUCUGUACAAGAGAACCGACAACAAGAAAAUUUCUGACGUUUUGUCGUUGAUGGAGAAAGAAAAUAUCAAGCCAUCAUACUUCACUUACCACGUUUUGACAAGUGCCAAAGGGUUGUCCAAUGAUAUUAGUGGGAUGGAAAAAAUCGUCGAGAAAAUGAAGACUGAAGGGGUGGAACCUAAUACUAUAAGUUUAUUAAAUACUAAUGCGUGAUUGAACGUUUUGAGGUGUAGAGGUGCUUUUGUGUGUCACGUGCGGCGCACGUGCGAUUUUCCGUCCAAACUAACUGGACAAAUGGACGGAGGGACAGAAAUGGCAUAAAAGUGACAUGUUUAGGGACGAAAAUUGUAACUUCAUCUUGUUUAGGGACGAAAAUCGUUUAAGUGGUAAUGUAUAGGGACGAAAAGUGUAAUUAUCCCC